Vicia villosa (hairy vetch) is the source of this 3001-nucleotide messenger RNA. RefSeq names its product glutamine--tRNA ligase. Gene Ontology annotation, cellular component: cytosol; cytoplasm. Gene Ontology annotation, biological process: translation; glutaminyl-tRNA aminoacylation. NCBI's taxonomy places the organism in Eukaryota, Viridiplantae, Streptophyta, Magnoliopsida, Fabales, Fabaceae. Gene Ontology annotation, molecular function: glutamine-tRNA ligase activity; ATP binding. The transcript is spliced from 24 exons. The coding region runs from base 256 to 2640 and encodes 794 amino acids. The record is from RefSeq and is a predicted model, not a curated record.
AAUUUCUAUUUCCCGACACACACGAGUUUCUCACUAACCCAACUCCUUUCACUUCCUUUAACGCCGCCGCCGUCAUUUCCGCUGGUCACAGCCUUCACUUCCUCCCCGCUUCACACUCUCCUCUGUUUCCUUUUCACAGUUUUGCAGCUCGCACGCUCCUCUGUUCCAUCUCCGUUUCUGCACGCUGUCCCUUCGCCACGCCGCUACGCCACCUUCGCUUCGCACUAAGCUUCAAUCGGAGUCCGUGAGAAAAAGAUGCCUGCGAAGGAAGAUAACUCGGAGAAGGAGAAGUCUCUUGAUCUCUUUCUAAAGAUCGGCUUAGAUGAACGCACAGCUCGAAAUACCAUCGCCAACAACAAAGUCACUACCAAUCUCACUGCUGUUAUCCACGAGGCCGGUGUUACCGACGGAUGCAGCCGAUCAGUUGGAAAUCUUAUCUAUACGGUUGCAACUAAGUACCCUGGAAAUGCCUUGCCGCAUCGCCCAACGUUGCUGCAAUAUGUAGUUUCGUCCAAGGUGAAAACAACGGCACAGUUAGAUGCGGCUCUAUCUUUUCUUGCUACUACCGGAAUUGAGAACCUUGAUUUGAAUAAAUUUGAAGAAGCUUGUGGUGUUGGUGUUGAGGUUUCAGCAGAAGAUAUCAAGCAUGCUGUUAAUGAAGUUUUUGAGCAGAACAAGGCUUCAAUUCUGGAACUACGCUAUCGAACAAAUGUUGGUGAAUUACUUGGGCACGUGCGGAAAAGGCUCCCAUGGGCUGAUGCAAAAGCUGUGAAGCAACUCGUUGAUGCAAAAUUAUAUGAACUACUGGGUGAUAAAACAGCAGCUGACAAUGAAAAACCUUCUAAAAAGAAGAAGGAGAAACCUGCUAAAGUAGAGGAUACGGCAGCACCUGUUGCUACUCCUGAAAAGGCACCCGAAGAAGAUAUUAAUCCAUAUUCGAUAUUCCCUAAUCCAGAGGAAAAUUUAAAGGUGCAUACUGAAGUUCCUUUUAGUGAUGGUUCUAUUCUGAGAUGUUGUAAUACAAAGGCGCUUCUUGACAAGCACUUGAAAGUAACAGGUGGUAAAGUUUUGACCCGAUUUCCUCCUGAGCCAAAUGGAUAUUUACAUAUUGGUCAUGCAAAGGCAAUGUUUAUUGAUUUUGGGCUGGCAAAAGACAGAGAUGGAGGUUGCUAUCUGAGGUAUGAUGAUACAAAUCCUGAAGCAGAAAAGAAAGAGUAUAUUGAUCACAUUGAAGAAAUUGUCCAGUGGAUGGGCUGGAAACCAUUCAAGAUCACUUACACAAGUGAUUAUUUCCAAGAACUGUAUGAACUAGCUGUGGAGCUCAUAAGAAAGGGUUGUGCUUAUGUUGAUCAUCAGACACCUGAUGAAAUAAAGGAGUAUAGGGAAAAGAAAUUGAACAGUCCCUGGAGAGACAGACCAGUUUCAGAAUCGUUGAAACUUUUUGAAGAUAUGAGAAGUGGCCUUAUAGAAGAAGGAAAAGCCACGCUUCGAAUGAAGCAAGACAUGCAGAGUGAUAAUUACAAUAUGUAUGACCUUAUUGCAUACCGAAUUAAGUUUACUCCACACCCUCAUGCUGGAGACAAAUGGUGUAUCUACCCAAGUUAUGAUUAUGCUCACUGCAUUGUGGAUUCACUUGAGAAUGUCACACAUUCACUGUGUACUCUUGAGUUUGAGACACGCCGUGCUUCAUACUAUUGGUUGUUACAUGCAUUAGGUAUUUACCAACCUUAUGUAUGGGAAUAUUCGAGGUUAAACAUUUCUAACACGGUUAUGUCAAAGCGCAAGCUUAAUCGUCUGGUUACUGAAAAAUGGGUUGACGGGUGGGAUGAUCCUCGCCUGAUGACAUUAGCCGGUUUGCGGCGUAGAGGCAUGACUUCAACAGCAAUCAAUUCUUUUGUUCGGGGAAUUGGAAUCACUAGAAGUGAUGGCACUUUGAUAUCCGUGGGUCGCCUUGAGCAUCAUGUUAGGGAAGAAAUGAACAAAACCGCUCCUCGGACAAUGGCUGUCCUACAUCCACUCAAGGUUGUUAUUACUAAUCUUGAAGCCAACUCUGCAAUUGAGGUUGAUGGAAAAAAAUGGCCUGAUGCUCAAGCUGAUGAUCCAUCUGCUUUCUACAAGGUUCCUUUUUCCAAUGUUGUAUAUAUUGAACGCACAGAUUUCCGUAUGCAAGAUUCAAAAGAUUAUUAUGGCCUUGCUCCUGAUAAAUCUGUGAUACUCAGAUAUGCAUUUCCUAUAAAAUGCACUGAAGUUAUUCUAGCUGAUGAUAACGAGACUAUUCUUGAAAUUCGGGCCGAGUACGAUCCUUCAAAGAAGACAAAGCCUAAGGGUGUUCUCCAUUGGGUUGCACAAACUUCUCCCGAAGUUGAUCCAUUAAAGAUCGAAGUCAGGCUGUUUGACAGGCUGUUCCUAUCAGAGAAUCCUGCUGAACUUGACAAUUGGCUUGGUGAUCUUAACCCGCAAUCCAAAGUGGUAAUUCCAAAUGCAUUUGGUUUGUCAUCACUCCGAGAUGCAAAAGUUGGGGACAGUUUCCAGUUUGAAAGAUUAGGCUAUUUUACGGUUGAUCAGGACUCUACUCCAGAAAAGCUUGUUUUUAAUAGAACCGUCACAUUAAAGGACAGCUAUAGUAAGGGUGGAAAAUAGGAUUCAUGAAUGGAAAUUAGAGGUAAAAUCAUGCUGGCACAGAUCUGUCGGUGGUAAUAUUAUCUUGGUAAUAUUUAUUCAAAUAAUUGCAUGAUUGUUUUUUGGGGAGAGGUUCUGUACACAUUAACCGAUCACAUAGUGAUGUACAUCUUUUUACAGGAGCAGUCAAAAGUUCCCCAGUUAUUUAAAUUUCCUUGUGAGAUUUUGUAGUUUGAAGAUUAUACUUCUUUAAACCUAGUGAAGUUACUCCAGCCUUUGUUAGUCUCAUGCCAUUUCAUGAUGUAAAAAUUGCAGCAUUUAUUUUCCUUGUGUUUAAAUUAUAAUUAUUCACAUUUAAUUGAAAGCUAGGCUGAGUUUUUUA